Molecule: messenger RNA, 741 nt
Organism: Camelina sativa (false flax)
Lineage: Eukaryota; Viridiplantae; Streptophyta; Magnoliopsida; Brassicales; Brassicaceae
Source: RefSeq, a predicted model, not a curated record
AGCGGCAAAGGCAAUAGUGUGGCUUGAGAGUUUCCUCAUCACUCUUCUUCUCUGCUCUCUCGCUCCUCCUCCUCUCUCGUUUUCUCAUCUCAAGGUGUCUCAAUCUCUCUCAGUUUACAGAAGAUGGAGGAAACGCAUAUGAAUAUGGUUCUCUGUUUCUCAGUUUCUCGGAAUCAAAUUCCAGAUUACAAUCCGGAGGAAAAGAACUGGACUGAGAAAAUUCUGGAUGAUGUGGGUGAUUUCAAAAGUCUGGAAGAGGUGGUGUCUAAGCUGACAGAGAAACUGAAUCUCACCGAGUCUCAGGUUGCGGGUAUAAGGAAGACAUUGAUUAAGGUUGAAGAAGAAGCUGCUAAACUCACACCACCACCAAAGAGUGCUGCAAAUCCAUGUAGUAAAUCAAAGAAGAAGAAGAACAUGAAAAAACAAGCCUCUAAGCAGCAGACACAAGCUGAACUACUACUUGACCCUGCUGAUGUUGAAACUAUUGAAGCAAUGAAGAAGGAGAUUUCAACUACUCUGGACUUGUUGAAGAUCAUACAACACCUACAAAACCCUACAAGAGUUGGAGUUAGACAAGUCAGAGCUUCUGCUGGUGACAAAAUCAGUGGACGAGUGAGAGCUGGAAACAAAAUCAGUGGACUAGUGAGAGCUGGGAGCAUUGUCAGUGAACAAGUGAGAGUUGGGAGCAUCAGUGAACAAGCAGGGCUAAGGAAGCAUGUUGGAAACCGAUGGGAAUGAAGG